Arachis duranensis is the source of this 1232-nucleotide messenger RNA. Its product is annotated as F-box protein PP2-A13. The coding region runs from base 7 to 882 and encodes 291 amino acids. The transcript has 3 exons. The record is from RefSeq and is a predicted model, not a curated record. Gene Ontology annotation, molecular function: protein binding. Lineage: Eukaryota; Viridiplantae; Streptophyta; Magnoliopsida; Fabales; Fabaceae.
GUUGGUAUGGGUUCUAAUUUGUCAUCGUGUGUUUGUGAUGAUGGUGAUGGUGGUCCCUUGAAGCCAAGACUUGGGGACAUACCAGAGAGUUGUGUGGCAUUGGUGUUAAUGUAUUUGGACCCUCUUGAUAUAUGCAAGCUUGCACGGUUGAAUAGAGCGUUUCGUGGUGCUUCGUUGGCAGAUUUCAUAUGGGAAUCUAAGUUGCCUUUGAAUUAUAGGUUCAUCAUGGAGAAGGCUUUGGAAGAUGAUGAUGAUGAUGCUUUUUCAAUGGAGGAUUUGGGGAAGAGGGAUGUGUAUGCAAGACUCUGCAAGCCUAGUUUGUUUGACAAUGGAACAAAGGAAAUUUGGCUAGAUAAGAAAACCGGUGGAGUUUGUUUGGCAAUUUCUUCCAAAGCAUUGAGGAUUACAGGAAUAGAUGAUCGGAGAUAUUGGAGUCACAUUUCUACAGAGGAGUCAAGAUUCCAUACAAUUGCAUAUCUUCAUCAAAUUUGGUGGCUUGAAGUGGAAGGAGAUAUUGAAUUCCGAUUUCCACCCGGGUCAUACAAUGUGUUCUUCAGGCUUAUGCUCGGCAAGUCAUCCAAGAGGCUCGGCCGUCGAGUUUGUAACUCCGAGCACAUCCAUGGUUGGGACAUCAAACCUGUAAAAUUCCAGCUAACAACUUCCGGUGGCCACGUGGUGUCGCAAAGCCAUUUGGAUAAUCAAGGUCAUUGGAUCCUCUACCAUGCCGGAACCUUUGUUUCUAAGGAUUCCAAUGACUUGAUGAAGAUCAAAUUUUCAUUGACUCAGAUUGAUUGCACUCACACAAAAGGUGGGUUGUGUGUAGAUUCUGUGUUUAUAUGCAAUAGUGGAGUAGGAAAGGGUGUAGAUUGUUUUUGUAGAUAGGGAAUUAAGGCUUUGUUUGGUAAUCAUCUUAUGAGACUGUUCUUGAAUUGUUAUGUUAAGAUACUUAGCAAACACAACCUAUGUGUAUAUAAAUGAGGAAUGGGUUGAGGCAUUUGAGUUUAGUAGUUUUAUGAGUUUUGAGUUGUAGCAUACUAAGGGAAGUUAAAGUAGAUUUUGAUGCUUCCAAACAUGGCUUCAAAGUUCAAGAGUUAGUUUUCCUUUAGGUUUUUGGUUUUGUUUGUAGGACAAUGUUGCACAUACAUUUUUGUACGUUUUUCCUUCCCUCUUUAGCCAUAAUAUAUGUGUGGGUUUUGUGUAUAUUUUUCUUGGUUAAUAUUGUGAUUUGAUUG